Phragmites australis (common reed) is the source of this 3469-nucleotide messenger RNA. RefSeq lists its product as uncharacterized. Lineage: Eukaryota; Viridiplantae; Streptophyta; Magnoliopsida; Poales; Poaceae. The record is from RefSeq and is a predicted model, not a curated record. The transcript has 3 exons. The coding region runs from base 85 to 3381 and encodes 1098 amino acids. Gene Ontology annotation, biological process: endosomal transport. Gene Ontology annotation, cellular component: AP-type membrane coat adaptor complex.
GCGCCAGCGCCAGCAACCGCGGCACCACCAACUUCCCCAUUCCAUUCCAUUCCUCCCCUCCCUCCGCAUCUGGCAUCGCCGGCGAUGGACCGGCAGCCCCCACCCGCCCUGUCGCCGCAGGAGUGGGAGCAGCUCCUCGACGACUUCUCCUCCUCCAUCCCAUCCCGCCGCGACCGAUGGGUCCACCUGCCGCUCCUGGACCUGGCCGUCUCCUCGCUGCCCCGCCGCGACCUCCCCUCCCACCUGAAGCCCCUCCUCCUGUCCCUCAUCGACGACCACCUCCUCCCGCCCUCCCCGCACAGCCUCCCCCUCCUCCUCGCCUCCCUCCUCUCCUUUCCCGCCGACCACCCGCUCCGCGACCACCUCCUCCUCACCGUCGUCUCCGCCUUCGCCUCCGCCCUCUCCACGCCCGUCUCCAAGGACGUCGAGGCUCCGCCCCUCGCGGGACUCGUCGACGCGCUGCUCGCCUCCGUAAACCGCCCCAAUCACGCGCCCGACCGCGCCGCGCGCGCCCUCGCCUGCGACGCCCUGCGCGCGCUCGACACCGCGCUCCCGGGCCUCCUCGCCGACGCCCUCGGCCAUCUCUACGCGCUCGCCUCAGCGGAGCGCUCCCCAGCCGCCCAGUCAUACCUCCUACUGCUCGCCUCCGCCGCGCGCCACGCAGUCCACCUCGGGAGGCUGGCCUCCAGCGUCUCCAUCCUCGCGGUGUCCGGCCCCCCCACCCCGUUCGCCGUGCCUGCCCACCUCCUCUCACCUCCCGCCGCUGCCUCUGCCGUCCAGGCGGCGCCCUCGGAGGUGAACGUGAGGGACGUAAGGAAGGUGCUCGCUCUGCUCAUGGACAGGCCGCAGGUGCUGACGCCCGCAGCGGCCAUGGAGAUGACCGCCAUCCUUGCCGAGGUUGCGGCGGCUGUGCUCGAGUGGGCACCAGCGAUUGCAGCGCACAUCAAGGUGCAGUUUGGCGGCAUGGUGCAUUCCUCCGACCCCAUGCUGCUGCACUCACUGCUCACGCUGUUCAUCCAGUUCCCGGAUGCGUUUGGGGUUGAGGAUGAGCGCACAAUGGCACGCCGCCUAGCUUUGGCUGCUCGUGAGGCCCACCGCCCGCUCACAGCACGAUUGCUGGCGUUGCAUUGGCUGCUCGGGUUUGGCAGGUUCAGAGAUCUGGUGCCUGGACUCGCCCGAUGGUUUUACCCUGCCGUAUUUGACCCCCUUGCUCUCAAGGCCAAGAAGCUCGAUUGUCUAUCUUAUGUUGCUGCUGGAGUUGCUGGGGAAAAGGUUGCAGGAGACAGAGCUAGUGAGCAAGCAACUGGUCUCGUUGAUGAUGGCUUGGUCUGUGUCUCGGCCUUCAGGUGGCUUCCGGUAUGGAGUACCGAAACAGGUGUGGCAUUCCGAGCACUGCACCGGAACUUGGUCUGUGCUGCUCCUCACAGCACCGACGGCACGUGCUGCUCCGGGGCUGGUGAGCUCCUGAAUUCUACUAUCUUCCACCAUUUACAGGUUAUGUUGGUCGAUAUGGCAUCAGAGCAUCGAGGAUUAGUCCCUGUGAUUGCCGAUUUCAUCAACCGGCUUCUAGCAUGCAACUCACAUCGUUGGGCGGGGGAGCAGUUGCUCCGUACACUUGACGAGCGCCUGCUUCCAAGGCUUGAGCCAGGCUACCAGCUCGCGUCAUACUACCCUCUUUUUGAGAAGAUUGCACAGAAUGAGACGGUGCCGCAGCUCCACCUAAUAGAUUUGCUCACCAAGCAGAUGGUUUCUCUAACCAAGAAGCAUGGCCCAGACACAGAACUGAAGUCUUGGUCUCAGGGCAGCAAGGUUGUGAGCAUUUGUCGUGUCAUGCUGAAGCAUCAUUACAGCUCUCAUGUCUUCCUUCCCCUUUCGCACCUUCUUGUGCUCACCAUCGAGUCCUUCCCUGAUCUGGAGGUCCGGGACCAUGCAAGGAUUUGCUUGCGGGUGUUGUCUUGUGUUCCUGGGGGGAAACUGAGGCAUCUCAUCGGAGUUGGAGAGCAACCUUCAGGUGUCACACCUUCUCAUCCGGGUUCCUUGUUCGAUGUCCCAUCACCGCGCCCUGCUCAAGAUCCUAAGAGCAUGCCUGAUCUAGCGUCUUACAUUCAUCUAGAAAGGGUUGUGCCGUUACUCGUGAAGCAGUCAUGGGCCCUCACAUUGCCUAAUUUCAGCAUCCAUAGCAGAGCAUCUGGUCACAUUUUAAGUAUACAGGAUGUGAGCUCUGCUCCCCCGGAGCAAGAAAAGUCGGCAGGACCUACAAUCGAGAGAAUCGGAUACACACAAGAAGCGCUACGCGUGAUGGAUUCUAAAGGUGCCGAAACAUUGCAAAUUCUCAGGAGGUACUUCGCGUGCGUUCCUGACUACCUGCACUCAUCUGGUCUCAAAAUCAGAAUACAGUGCACAUUUAGAUUUGAUUCAGAGCCGUUUAACCAUGCUUGGUUAUCAGAAUCACCAGUUUCAGGUUCUGAUGGGGCUGAUGAGUUGCCUGCUCUUUAUGCAGUGACAAUUACUUUUUCAUCAAGCGCACAGUUCGGAAAAAUUCCCCCAUGCAAUGUACCUUUCAUUCAAGGGGAACCUCCAGGUUCUGGUUUGGACAUUGUCCCCUUAGAUACUCAGCACCGGGAAGAAUCAAGUUACUGUGCUUCAGUAGUGAUAGAAUUGGAACCUCGAGAACCAUCACCUGGUCUUAUUGAUGUCUCAAUUGCAGCAAAUACAGAUAACUGUCAAGUCUUAACUGGGUUCCUUCAACCCAUUACAGUUGGGAUUGAGGACAUGUUUCUGAAGGCCAGUGUGCCGCCUGAUACUCCAAAUGAGGGUGUGGCUAAUUACAACCAGGAUCUGUUUCAUGCUUUAUGGGAGGCCUGCAACAGUUCUUCUAACACAGGUCGAGAGACGUUCCCUUUGAGUGGGGGGAAAGGAUCAGCUGCAAUUAAUGGAACUCGGUCUGUUAAACUCAUGGAGGUAACUCCAAAGGUUUUGAUUGGAGCUAUUGAAAGAUACCUGGCUCCCUUUGUUGUCAGUGUUGCUGGAGAUUCACUUGUAACCAUUCUGAAAGGAAAUGGAGUCAUUAAGAACAUUGUGUGGGACGAAAGUUUCUCAGAUGCUUCUGUCGGUGCUGAUGCCUUGGUUCCAUACUCACCGGACAACAAUCUCCAGCUUCAGCUCAUAGAUGACGACGGAAUUGGGGUUGGUGCAGAGAGGUACGGCCAUCAAAGCAAGAGGGAUAUGGGACUCGUUCGUGUCAUGAUAUUCUUACCACCUAGGUAUCACCUUCUCUUCCUGAUGGAAAUAGGCUGUGCCUCCACAUUGGUCAGGAUAAGGACCGAUCAUUGGCCGUGCCUUGCAUAUGUGGACGAAUACUUGGAAGCAUUGAUUUGUUAGGAUUUCUCUGGCCGAUGGUUUCAGUUUUGUACCUUAUGUAACACUAAAGAGUAAACAGCGGGAGUUUUGGGGCCAUUUUGUUUUUCUA